CUCUUUUUAAAUUUCACUUCAAACUUAUGCCCACAAAAAUCAAAAACAACGAAAAAAGAGCCUUCUACAUCCAAAGAAAAGAUAGCAGCCAUUAAAGUGAAUGGUGUCAAUAUUUUAAAUAGAAAAAAUCUUGACAGUAAAACCAUUGUCGAGAGAAUUAAGAAAAGAAGAGAGAAUCAUAACUAUGUUGAAAGACGUCGAAGAGACUGUAUCAAUCAUACUAUUGACCAACUAUCUCAAGUGGUGCCUCAUACCUUAUCUUCAGGACAAAGACUCAACAAACAUCAUGUUCUUAAAGCAGCCCUGAACCAUAUAUUAGUA
This is a messenger RNA of Gilbertella persicaria, 321 nucleotides long. RefSeq lists its product as uncharacterized. Gene Ontology annotation, molecular function: DNA-binding transcription factor activity, RNA polymerase II-specific; RNA polymerase II cis-regulatory region sequence-specific DNA binding; protein dimerization activity. The transcript is spliced from 2 exons. Gene Ontology annotation, biological process: regulation of transcription by RNA polymerase II. Lineage: Eukaryota; Fungi; Mucoromycota; Mucoromycetes; Mucorales; Choanephoraceae. The annotation marks the transcript as partial. The record is from RefSeq and is a predicted model, not a curated record.